AUGGCCCUUGACACUCUAUACCAGUGGGUUUACCCUCUGAAGCCUCAAGAGCGCAAAAGGACCAAACAAAUGCACAUACUUUGUCUGGGCCUACCAAGAACCGCCACCGACUCUCUGCGAGUUGCUCUCACCACGCUUGGAUACAAUUACGUCUACCAUGGAUUUGACCACAUUGCCGAUGCCCGUGAUUGUGUGAAUUGGGUUCAUCUUUGGUCCCUUAAAACUUCAGGCAAGCCGAUUACACGUGGCGAUUUUGAUCGUGUCAUCGGCCACUGCGAGGCAGUGACAGACGCGCCAGCAUGCGAGUUCGCUGAGGAGCUGAUCAAAGCCUACCCCGAGGCGAAGAUCAUUAUCAACUACCGUGAAGAUGUGGAGGCAUGGCAUCGCAGCGUCAUCAACUCGUGGAGCACGGCGGAGAAGCGCGCCGGAUGGGUUCACCCUCUCCUCGUGUGGUUUCACGCUAGGAUGUUCUGGGUCAACGUGAACGAGCAUCGUCUGACUUACGGGGGGCUGUGGAGGGGGGACUACAGGAAAUAUGCAAAAGACACAUACCGCGAUCAUUACGCCAUGCUCAGAGGUCUCACCAAAGACAUGGGAUCUGACAAGGUGCUUGAAUUCAAAGUACAGGAUGGCUGGGGGCCACUCUGCAAGUUCCUCGGCAAAGACAUCCCUGAUGAGGAAUACCCGAAUAGGAAUGCACUGGAAGAGGUCGUGGCGAAAGUACUCGAGAGUCUCAUGCAAGACUCCGCUAAAGCUUGGAAGAAUCUGGCAUUGGCGCUAGGGGUGAUUGUUACUGGGGCGGCGACGUUGAUUUGGAAGGUGAAAUCUUAG
Molecule: messenger RNA, 831 nt
Organism: Xylaria bambusicola
Lineage: Eukaryota; Fungi; Ascomycota; Sordariomycetes; Xylariales; Xylariaceae
Exons: 1
Coding region: 1-831 (276 amino acids)
Source: RefSeq, a predicted model, not a curated record